UCGGCUAGACAAGGGAUUUCUUUUCUGGGCUGUGGCGCACAACACCGGGACUGCGACGUGUAGAAUUUGAUAAAAUUUCAUUGCCAUUCUUACAAAGCACAAAAUGAGGGAAAUCGUUCAUUUACAAGCUGGUCAAUGUGGAAACCAGAUCGGCGCUAAGUUUUGGGAGGUGAUCAGUGAUGAGCACGGUAUUGACCCGACCGGCAGUUACCACGGAGACAGUGACCUGCAGCUGGAUAGGAUCAAUGUGUAUUACAAUGAAGCCUCUGGUGGAAAGUAUGUGCCACGUGCAGUCUUGGUCGAUUUGGAGCCAGGGACCAUGGACUCUGUGAGAUCCGGGCCUUUUGGUCAGAUCUUCAGACCAGACAACUUUGUCUUCGGCCAGAGUGGGGCUGGGAACAAUUGGGCCAAGGGCCACUACACUGAAGGAGCUGAGCUGGUGGACUCUGUCCUGGAUGUGGUGAGGAAGGAGGCUGAGAGCUGUGACUGCCUGCAGGGCUUCCAGCUUACUCACUCUCUGGGCGGGGGCACGGGCUCUGGCAUGGGCACCCUGCUCAUCAGCAAGAUCAGAGAGGAGUACCCUGACCGCAUCAUGAACACCUUCAGUGUGGUGCCCUCACCUAAGGUAUCGGACACAGUGGUAGAGCCCUACAACGCAACCCUCUCUGUCCACCAGCUGGUGGAGAACACAGAUGAGACCUACUGCAUUGACAACGAGGCACUGUACGACAUCUGCUUCCGCACCCUCAAACUCACAACACCCACAUAUGGAGACCUAAACCACCUGGUGUCUGCCACCAUGAGCGGAGUCACCACCUGCCUGCGCUUCCCUGGCCAGCUAAACGCCGACCUCCGUAAGUUAGCUGUCAACAUGGUUCCCUUCCCCCGUCUGCAUUUCUUCAUGCCUGGGUUCGCCCCCCUCACCAGCAGGGGUAGCCAGCAGUACCGUGCCCUCACAGUCCCUGAACUCACACAGCAGAUGUUUGACGCCAAGAACAUGAUGGCCGCCUGCGAUCCGCGACACGGGCGCUACCUGACUGUGGCCGCCGUCUUCCGAGGCAGGAUGUCCAUGAAGGAGGUGGAUGAACAGAUGCUGAACGUGCAGAACAAGAACAGCAGCUAUUUCGUGGAGUGGAUCCCGAACAACGUCAAGACUGCAGUCUGCGACAUCCCACCCCGGGGCCUCAAGAUGGCCGCCACCUUCAUUGGCAACAGCACUGCUAUCCAGGAGUUGUUCAAGCGCAUCUCCGAGCAGUUCACUGCCAUGUUCAGGCGCAAGGCCUUCCUCCACUGGUACACUGGAGAAGGCAUGGAUGAGAUGGAAUUCACUGAGGCAGAGAGCAACAUGAAUGACCUGGUUUCAGAGUACCAACAGUACCAGGAUGCAACUGCUGAAGAGGAAGGCGAGUUUGAGGAGGGAGAAGAGGAGGACCUGGCUUAAGCUUUUCAUUCCUUAUUGUCUAACUAAAACCCAUGUGUUCCACUUUGUGAAACCCCGUCUUUGUUUUUCCAGUUGUUCACUAUCAAGUUUGAAUAUCAUAAUACCUCUUGCAACCAUUCACUGUCACUGUAUGAUUGUUAACAUUCAAUAAAAACCCUACAUUUGAUUGUU
Messenger RNA from Anguilla rostrata (American eel), 1612 nucleotides. Its product is annotated as tubulin beta-4 chain. The transcript has 4 exons. NCBI's taxonomy places the organism in Eukaryota, Metazoa, Chordata, Actinopteri, Anguilliformes, Anguillidae. Gene Ontology annotation, cellular component: cytoplasm; microtubule. Gene Ontology annotation, biological process: microtubule cytoskeleton organization; mitotic cell cycle. Gene Ontology annotation, molecular function: GTP binding; GTPase activity; structural constituent of cytoskeleton. Bases 104 to 1441 code for a protein of 445 amino acids. The record is from RefSeq and is a predicted model, not a curated record.